Messenger RNA from Rubroshorea leprosula, 2025 nucleotides. NCBI's taxonomy places the organism in Eukaryota, Viridiplantae, Streptophyta, Magnoliopsida, Malvales, Dipterocarpaceae. The record is from the annotation of a GenBank genome assembly.
UCUGGACCGAUGUUUGGAUGAAAUUGGAAAUUUGUAAUGGAGCGAGCAACACAACACAAAAUUUUGGAAUGAAUUUACUUCGGCGCCGGAGAUGAUGUUCGCACAAUCCGAUGGUCGUCAGGAGCCGCUACCAUGUUCCAGCUCGAUUGCUCGCUGUACGGUGUCUUGUAUCUCAGUCUUCCUCACUCAGUUAGCCCUCUGUGCAGUUCCUCUCUUCUUUACUGCCUCCCCGCUUCUCUUCCAGCUCCCGCUCUCAGCUCUGCUGCUUCUGCUGGUUCUGGGAUUUGGUGGAUGGUUUAGGAGGCUCCUUGGAAUUCAUGCAUCGGCACCAGCUUUUGUUUUCUUCAGUAUAAUCUUUACCUGGGGUGUUUAUAUCUUCAUUAUUCGCAAAGCGAUUUCACGCUUUAUGGACAUUGCGUUCAAUGCAGAAGUUGUAAUUCUAAUAAUUGGUUUGUUUAGAAUCAUGUCAAAGGAUCCAGGUUUCGUGGUGCAUCAAUCUUCUUGUUCCUCCAAUGAAGUUGAUGAUAUCUCGGUUGUGGGAUUUGAAGAUCAGAAUGAGCACAGGGUAAGAUACUGCAAGAGCUGUAGAGCAUAUGUGAAGGGGUUUGAUCAUCAUUGUCCAGCCUUUGGUAACUGUAUAGGCCAGAGUAAUCAUGCUCUCUUCAUGGUUCUUCUUCUUGGAUUUCUUACUACUGAAGCUUCUUAUAUUGUCUGCGCAUCACAGUUUACCAGACAACCACUGGUUUUGGAAGGAAUUCAGUUGGAGGCUAAUCCCUCUGCAAUAUUGGCAAAGAGCACUAUGAUAUUCUCCGUUCUCCAAGUGUUAUGGCAGGGAUUGUUUCUCGCAUGGCAUGUAUAUUGUGUAUGCUUCAAUAUCAGAACUGAUGAGUGGGUAAAUUGGAAGAAGUACCCAGAGUUUCAAAUGAGUGCUUCAUCCCAAUCUGGGGAAAAUCAUGUCAGGAUGAGAUUUAUAAAUCCAUAUGAUAAAGGGAUUGUGGAUAAUGUGAAAGAAUUCUUAACAUUAAAUGUAUAAAAAUGUUAAUUGAUAAACUAGAGUUAAGAGAGUUGAUGUAAAUUUCAGGUAAGCAAUGAUUUUGCCCAAUUCUGGAAUGAACUCUUGUAUACGCAUUAGAUGACCAAGAGAGAACAACAGUCAAUUAUUUAGGGUAUUUUAUUCUAUUGCUUUUGCUUGAAUGCUUGCUCUAGCACAAACACAUGGGAGACAAACAGAGAAACGUACUGAUAGAAUGAGAUUAUUAUUCUUUUUUAGCCUAAGAUCUCAAUGGGUUUGAUCUCAGGUAUCUUUGCCCCCUCCUUAGGAAGAGCGAUAAUGAGCACACCAUUCUCCAUGGCAGCCUUAACCUGAUCCACCUUUGCAUUCUUCAGCAACCUGAACCUCCUCAGGAACUUGCCACUGCUCCUCUCAACCCAGUGCCACUAAUCAUUUUUCUCCUCUCUCCACUGAUCUGAAGAAUCUUCCCUUGUUUGACUUUUCAACUUUCACCUCUUCUUUCUUCAGCUCUGGAAGGUCAGCCUUGAAGAUAUGUGCUUCCGGAAUCUCUUUCUAGUCAAUCCUAGCAUUGACAAAAGUUAAUGUUUCCUGUGCUGAAGAGGGCACGUUGACAAGUGAAGAGUUGAAGAAACCAUCAAAUGAAUCCCUUAUGUCCAGAGAAAAUGGAUCGACGAUUUUAAUUCUUCAACCACCAAGAACGCUUGGGAUGAGCGACAUGAUUGAAAACCUUGAAGGGAAAGAGGAUAGCAUUGCUUUGAUUCUUUUAACCAUGGAUAUGCGAGGAGAUGAGCAAGCUAUAUAUAAAAGAGUAUAAGUGAGGGUUGUGGGUUUCCAUUAUUCGGAGACUGGAAAAGAAAAGUCUGGUAACUUCUUGUGUGCUAAUUAUGCCGUUAGCUGGUGGACAAGAAAGUUCAUUGUUUGCAAACUUCUACCGCCUUCUACACUGCUUAGUCUACCGAGGAGAAACUUUGCUCUAAUUUAGUCACUAGAAGGAAUAGAAGUGGUUGGACGGG